CUGGCGCGAAAUUUUGCGCACAUUCGCGCGCAAAGCUGGUUCCGGAUGUGGUGGCUUUUGUGACCGGUGUCACCCAGUUUCGGCGCCUUUUAAAUGACCAACUUGCCACCGAUGUCGAAGCCCAGACGGUCGACCAUGUCGGACCAAGGCCCCAGCAGUCCCCCGAUCGGAGACCAAGAGAUGUUUCCCUGGAACUGGCACGAAAACGCCCGCACGAUCGACAUGAGUCCCGGCGGGCCGUCUCGAUCGCCCGAUCUUGAUGGACCGAAAACGCCUCAAGGUGCUGGCGAUGCGAUGCGCAGGGGCAGACCCCGGCUGGACACGAUCACGUCGCUCAUCCUCGAAGGUUCUUCGUCGCCGAGCUCCAUCAAGUGCGACAUUUGCAACCGCGUUUUUCCCCGGGAGAAAUCGCUGCAGGCGCAUCUGCGAACGCACACAGGCGAAAAACCCUACAUCUGCGACUACCCGGAUUGCAGCAGGGCGUUUGCACAGAGCGGACAGCUCAAGACUCAUCAACGGCUGCACACGGGCGAAAAACCUUUCAUCUGCACCGAAAAAGGGUGCCCCCAUCGGUUCACGCACGCCAACAGGCACUGCCCGGAGCAUCCGUACGCGUUGCUGCAGCGCGACAACAGUCCGACGUCCCAGCUGGAAGGGGCAGACUCCGAGAACAAGAGCGAAGCUGUCCUGCUCUGGCUUAAAAAUUACGAGCGAGAGAAGAGUGACAGGGGUAGUUCCAAGGUACGUCAACGCAAGCUCAAGCGCCAACUGGACGACCAGGCCGAAAAGGACGCUCCGCAGCUGCUGAACAAGAAGGCGGCCUGUGGGGACAUCAAGGAGCGCAUGCUCGGUGCACUGGCACUGAUGGAACUCUCGUCAAACGCGCACAAGCAGUGCGGCGACGUCAUUCAAAUCGACGAUGACAGUGCCGCCGAAAUCGACGACUGUCCGCUAGACCUGAGCAAAUCCUCUCGCUACUGUUCCUGAUGCGAUUGUUUUUCCACAUCUCAAGUGUCACCAUGCUAAGUCUUCCCUGUGCCCGUUCAGAGUUGUGAUCGUCUCCUUCCGUUUGAUUCCUCGCACCGUGUUGCCGAGCUUGUCCGUCAGUCAACGAGCGGAAGGACGGUUUGUUUGUUGUUGCGUGCUCCGAUUGAUGCUGUGGCAUGUUGCGUUUGUUUGUUGUUUUUGACGAGUCAAUUAUGUCUGCCCGAUGCGAUUGUGGCCGUGCAGAGGGAAAGUCGAGUGCAUAGAGGUUCCUCGGCAGUGCCAGUUUCCUUGUCUGUGUGCAUGUUUUUAUAUGAGAGUAUUUUAGUUCUUAGCAUGUUUUAGUGUUUUAUUUUAUUUUAUUUUUGUCCGAAUUACGACAGUUUGCGUUGUCGUUCAACCUGCUGUCGCAUCCGUCGGGACAGUGUUAGGCCCGCUUAAGACGGGGCAACUUUCCCAGCAAUUUCGGUGUUGCUGGUGACAUCCUAAAUCCUAAAUGAAGUUGCUGGUAGAAAAUGCCCCGUCUUAGUUUUUGUGCCCGUGAUCUCGGGAGCAGCAAUAACCUCCCCCGUGUUCUUGUGUUCUGCCCUGUCGUCCGUCCCGUCCCCCCCCCCCCCCCCCCCCCCAGACAAAUCAAAAGCGGUGUUGAAAUGAGAGGUUCACAGUCUCCCGAGCGGGAUAACUUUGGAUGGGGGUCGAUCUCCCGCGUGAGAAAGUGCGAUAUGUGUGCCGGGAGGGGCAGUGUUUUGUUUGAAUGAAAUGGAUCUCAUGACGUGCAUGUGAAACUUGCGAUUGAUGUGCUGUCCCAAUGUGUGAGGGCUCGUGAUGCCGUGCCAUCCGUCCAUAGUCCCGACAAUUGUACAGAGAAAACAGAUUUUAUUGUUCGAACAUUAUAAAAGUGUAAAUACAAACAAUGUGGAGUGUUUCCUUUUCUUGUUCCUCUGAAGAAAAUACCCAAGACAACGUUGUAACCAAUAGAAAAAAACAAAAAAAAAAGAAC
Molecule: messenger RNA, 1984 nt
Organism: Ixodes scapularis (black-legged tick)
Lineage: Eukaryota; Metazoa; Arthropoda; Arachnida; Ixodida; Ixodidae
Product: zinc finger protein 367
Exons: 4
Coding region: 94-987 (297 amino acids)
Biological process (GO): central nervous system development; regulation of transcription by RNA polymerase II
Cellular component (GO): nucleus
Molecular function (GO): DNA-binding transcription factor activity, RNA polymerase II-specific; RNA polymerase II cis-regulatory region sequence-specific DNA binding
Source: RefSeq, a predicted model, not a curated record